This is a messenger RNA of Pteronotus mesoamericanus, 5007 nucleotides long. RefSeq names its product NBR1 autophagy cargo receptor (gene NBR1). Gene Ontology annotation, cellular component: phagophore assembly site. The record is from RefSeq and is a predicted model, not a curated record. Gene Ontology annotation, molecular function: zinc ion binding; ubiquitin binding. The transcript has 22 exons. Lineage: Eukaryota; Metazoa; Chordata; Mammalia; Chiroptera; Mormoopidae. Gene Ontology annotation, biological process: macroautophagy. The coding region runs from base 527 to 3406 and encodes 959 amino acids.
ACAAGAAGAGUUCUCGUUCCCUCACCCCCUCCGCCGUAAUGGAAAUCUCCAGUUUAGGUAAAUAAAAGGAGUGUAGGCAAAAAAACUACGAUUUCCAGCAUGCAUUGCGGAUCAAAAGACCUUCGCCAGAGUGUUCCUUGGAAAGUGUAGUCUUAUGGAGGGGAGCUUCCGCCACUGGAAGCGGGCAAGAUUCUCAGGGCAGCCCAGAUGAUAGAUUGAAGAGUUCCACACGCUGAUGCACGUCACCAGAUAUGAGUUGGAAUGUUAAUGUUUUCGUACGUUGAGGGCGGAGAAUAAGCUAAAGAAUUUACAAGUCCUAGGGAGACUACAAUUCCCAUCCACCCUCGCGAGUCUCGGCUUUCCAGGUCACACAUUUUAACGUCCCGGAUAUCUUCUGCAAGCCUCUGGUGGAGACAGUAAUCAAAGCUCAGGUUCCCAGGCCUGCUGCAUUAAAGAGGUUUUUGGUAUCCUGAAAAAAAACUGACGUAGAGGAAAAGCUGACUUGUGCCAAGCGAAGCCCCACAGCAUGGACCCACAGGUUACUCUAAAUGUGACUUUUAAAAAUGAAACUCAAAGUUUUUUGGUUUCUGAUCCAGAAAAUACAACUUGGGCUGAUGUCGAAGCUAUGGUAAAAGUUUCAUUUGAUCUGAACACUAUUCAGAUAAAAUACCUGGAUGAGGAAAAUGAAGAGGUAUCCAUCAAUAGUCAAGGAGAGUAUGAAGAAGCACUUAAGAUGGCAGUUAAGCAGGGAAACCAACUGCAGAUGCAAGUCUAUGAAGGCCACCGUGUUGUUGAUGAAGCUCCAACCCCAGUUGUAGCAGAGAAACAAGCAGGUGCCAGGGCAGGGAAGAAGCCACUUGCACAUUAUUCAUCACUGGUGAGAGUUUUGGGAUCGGACAUGAAGACCCCAGAGGACCCUGCAGCACAGUUUCCACUUGCUCCACGUGAUGCAGACCAGCCUCAAGACAAGCCCCCAGACUGGUUCACAAGCUACCUGGAGACAUUCAGAGAGCAGGUGGUUAAAGAAACUGUUGAGAAGCUUGAACAGAAAUUACAUGAGAAGCUUGUCCUCCAGAACCCAUCCUUGGGUUCCUGUCCCUCAGAGGUCUCAAUGCCUAUUUCAGAGGAAACACUGUUUUUGCCAGAAAACCAGUUCAACUGGCAUAUUUCUUGCAACAGCUGCCAAAGGAGGAUCUUUGGUGUGCGCUACCAGUGCAGCCUAUGCCCAUCUUACAAUAUCUGUGAAGAUUGUGAAUCGGGUCCAUAUGCCCAUGACUCCAACCAUGUCCUGCUGAAGUUGCGGAGACCUGUUGUGGGUUCCUCUGAACCAUUCUCUCACUCAAGGUUCUCUACUCCUCGUCUUCCUGCUGCCCUGGAACAGGCCAGGCUCCAGAAACAAGUUGACAAAAACUUUCUUAAAGCAGAAAAGCAAAGGUUGCGAGCUGAGAAGAAACAGCGUAAAGCAGAGGUCAAGGAACUUAAAAAGCAGCUGAAACUCCGCAGGAAGAUUCAUCUGUGGAAUUCCAUCCAUGGACUCCAGAGCCCCAAGUCUCCCUUGGGCCGACCUGAAAGCCUCCUGCAGUCUAACACCCUCAUGCUCCCUUUGCAGCCCUGUGCCCCAGCCAUACCAACCCUUAGUGCAGCAUUUGUGGAUGAGAAUUUGCCUGAUGGGACUCACCUUCAGCCAGGAACCAAGUUUAUCAAACACUGGAGGAUGAAAAAUACAGGAAAUGUAAAGUGGAGUACAGACACAAAGCUCAAGUUCAUGUGGGGAAACCUAACUAUGGCUUCAACAGAAAAGAAGGAUGUUUUGGUUCCCUGCCUGAAGGCUGGCCAUGUAGGAAUUGUGUCUGUGGAGUUCAUUGCCCCAGCCUUGGAGGGAACAUACACUUCCCAUUGGCGUCUUUCUCACAAAGGCCAGCAGUUUGGACCUCGGGUCUGGUGCAGUAUCAUAGUGGAUCCUUUCUGCUCCACAGAGAGCUCUGAUAACAUUGAAAAGGGCGUGAUCAACCCAAGCAAAACUGAUGAUCUCACCUGCCAGGAAGAGGAAGCUUUUCUUCUGGCUAAAGAAGAAAUUCAGCUAGGUGAGGCAUCUGAGCAGACAGAAGGGAAAGGAACCUGCAUCUCCCAGAAGACAAAAAAUGUUGCCAGUGAGAGGGAGCUCUACAUCCCAUCUGUGGACCUUUUAACUGCCCAGGAUCUGCUGUCCUUUGAGCUGUUGGAUAUAAACAUUGUCCAAGAGUUGGAGAGAGUGCCCCACAACACUCCUGUGGAUAUGACUCCCUGCAUGUCUCCUCUGCCACAUGACAGUCCUUUAAUAGAGAAACCAGGCUUGGGACAGAUACAGGAAGAGAGUGAAGGGGCAGGAUUUAAAGCACUCUCUGGUUCCACGGCGUCAGUGAAGAGGAGGGCUGACAAUACUACUUUAGUAGAGGAGGCAGAAGAUGACCUGAGCGGGACCCAGUUUGUAUGUGAAACUGUAAUCCGAUCCCUUACCUUGGAUGCUGCCCCAGAUCACACCCCACCUUGCAGACAGAAGUCCCUGCAGAUGAAAUUUGCCUCACCCGAAGAGGGACCUCUUGGAGAUGAGAGAGAGGAGAUGGUCCGUGUCACUGAGGAAGAAGCUGUUGUGGAGGAGGAGGAAGAUGAGCUCAAAGACGAAGUUCAGAGUCAGUCCUCUGCCUCUUCGGAGGACUACAUCAUCAUCCUGCCUGAGUGCUUUGAUACCAGCCGCCCCCUAGGGGACUCCAUGUACAGCUCUGCGCUCUCGCAGCCAGGCCUGGAGCGAGGUGCUGAAGGCGAUCCUGGGGUUGAGGCUGGGCAGGAACCAGUCGAGGCUGGGGAAAGACCCCCUGGAGGGGAGAACCAGCCGCAGGGGCACAGCAUCAAUGACAUCCUCAUGACCUCACAGACUCUGGACACAGUGCCCCUAACCCCAGAGGUGGUGGGGCCUCCACCACAACUGCCCAGGAGCCCUCCUUGUGCACAGCUUCAUGGCUCCCCAGGAGUGGAUUUACCAGUUACCAUACCAGAAGUUUCUUCAGUCCCUGAUCAGAUCAGAGGAGAGCCCAGAGGCUCAUCAGGACUUGUAAACAGCAGACAGAAGAGCUAUGACCACUCAAGGCACCACCAUCAUGGGAACAGCAUUGCUGGAGGACUGGUGAAGGGGGCUUUGUCAGUUGCUGCCUCUGCAUAUAAGGCCUUGUUUGCCGGACCACCAGUCACUGCACAGCCUGUAGUUUCUGAAGAUCAGACAGCAGCCCUGAUGGCUCAUCUCUUUGAAAUGGGAUUCUGUGACAGGCAGCUGAACAUGAGGCUGCUGAAGAAACACAAUUACAACAUCCUGCAGGUUGUGACAGAACUCCUUCAGGUCAACAACAAUGACUGGUACAGCCACCGCUACUGAGGAGUAACCAUGUAUUAAAUAACGUUGCCUGCUGCUCAGAGAUGAUCUUUAUUGUCAUUGGGGUGUGGGUUAGAAGCCCUUGCUUAUUUUUUAAUCUGAUGAGUCUGUAUAGAGCCCAUCAUUGAACUGUCAAGACAAUACCUGUAUUACAAUAUUUUUUGGAGCAAAUGAAAGACCAGAACAUAAGUUUUCACUUUAGACAUUGAAUGAACAGUAGGAAGACAGCUUUUCAGUUGGAGAACUCCUUUCUCCAUUUUAGUGCGUUGAAGAGUAUAACUUGAACUUCCUAUACAACCAUUUUUCUUUCUGCUUGUGUUGAAGUUGAGUAUUUUUCUUGGUUAAUGUGGAUGUUUUUAUGAGGGUUAUAUGUUGUCAGUUUUUAAAAGAAAUUAACCCUGAAAGUUGGUUUCAAGAAUUACGCAGAAUUUCUUUACCCUACCCCAAGCCUUGUAGUUACGUGGUAUUGAAAUGAUGCCCAGAGCAUGAUAGGAAUGUUCCUCUUCCUUUCCCUAGCAGAAGGUCAUUUCCCUGCAAGACUUAGUAAUUGGCGUCGUUGCUAAAGAGCCCAUUGAUAAACUUAAUAUCUACCUUCUGGGUCUCUGCACUUCAGUGAAAGGAGGAGGUACUGAUAGUAUGCUAAUUAAACCGCCAGCACCUUUUGAGCAGUGUCUAUUGUAGUAAUUUUGCAUACAUUUUUCUUUUAUUUAAGGGAGAAAAAAAUUAGGUAGUGUGAAAUAUUUUGCUAAUCCUAUAGAGGAAAGAAAAAUUUUAUUAAAGGAAAAGUAAAUUUAAGUUACCUUUUUUCUUUUGUCAGGACAGAUCUUAUUUACAGUAGUAGAGGGAGGGGGAGUAGAAACAAGUGAAAGGUGAAAGGCAGGCUCCUGUGUUAACCUCAGGAAAGUUCAGGGUGGGGCACGUAAGUGUGCCGUGAGGCACAGGAAAUCCUGAUGACUUCCUGAAAGUUUGAAAUCCGUUCAAGGGUACCUAUCAAGGGUAUCUAGAGAGUCCAGAACAGAGAGAAGAGGCUGGUGUUUUCCAAAACUUGGUUGGGCGGAAACAUUGAAAAAGUUUUGGUUUAACCCCAGGAUGAGUGGAGUGGGGAAGAGCUUCCUGAGGUGCAGGUUCUCACUGUUUGAGUCUUGGGUACAAUUGAUGAAGAAAGAGGUUACAAAAAAAACACUAAAAGAUAUAUUCAUGAAAGUAACUUAAAGUAAAAGAAUCUUGCCCCAGCCUGAAGGGGGGAAGGAUAGUUAAAUAGUAUUAUUUAACCCGGUUGGUAUUUAUAAUUAAUGAUUUUAAUUAAUCAUUAGCCAUAAUGAUGAUGUUUAUUUACAGUAUAACUCUCGAAUGCUAAUUAAUAAGCCAGGAUUCAUACUGCAAGCCAAACAGGCUGUUCAUUACUUAAAACCUUUUUAUCCGGGCUUCUGGGCAGAGACUGAGCGGCAGAGUGUGUGUAAUUGGGUUGAUGUGGGGCGGGGCCUGUCUGACCAUCUGUGUCGUAUUGUGGGGAUGCAAGAGGGCGCUGGGUCCUGUCGUCCGCCCCUUUGUACGUGUACGUAACCGCUGGGGGGGGGAAAUGGUGAAAUAAAGGUUCUUUGAAA